GUCUGAAGAUCCGGGGAAGUGGGAAGAAACGCGGAAGUGAAGUUAGCAAACAACAGCAGGUAAAAUACGAGCUAACCUGCACCAGGGAGUGUGAGUCGCUCUGUGUCACACUGUUCACCUAACGUUAUAACAACAUGCCCGAAAGACAAAAACCCAGGAUUCAAGCCAUCGGCACCAGCGCCAGUGAUGGGCUGGAGGGGUUCAAGGCCCACGCUGUGUUCCAGGAAAUCGACAAGAAGCUUCAGGAGGAGGGGGAUCAGUUUGUGAAGAAGAUAGGGGGAGUGUUUGCCUUUAAAGUGAAGGACGGGCCGGAUGGACAGGAGGCAACGUGGUUUGUGGACGUGAAGAACGGCAAAGGCUGUGUUCACAAUGAUACGGCUAAGAAAGCAGACUGCACCAUUUCCAUUACGGACACGGAUUUGUUGGCUUUGAUGACGGGAAAGAUGAACCCACAGACUGCGUUUUUCCAGGGCAAGCUGAAGAUCACGGGAAAUAUGGGACUGGCCAUGAAGCUGCAGAGCCUGCAGCUGCAGCCCGGCAAAGCCAAGCUGUAGACGAGACCUAGCCGCCGCCGGAUAGAGUGAACCACAAAGAAUUUAACAGCAAGUCAGGUUUCAGAUGAAAUGUCACAGGGUCGCGACCCUUCUCAUCACUGGACCGGACUAGUGACCUCACUGACGACCAGGGGAUUAGUAGCCCCGCCAAUCUUAAGUGGCGAAUAACAUAGAUGGAUACUUAAUUCUCUAAUAAAGUCCCCGUCUGCAGCCCCUCCCUACGAUAACACUGUCAGAACACUAGAGCAGAGACAGGUGCUCCUAUACUUUGUGAUACUAAUUCAGUCAUGUGUCCACUUUUCAAUAAUUGUUAAUCAAAUCUUUUGGAAAUGUUUUGAGAAAAGAGCAGAGUGAGGAUUUUCCGUAAUCGUGGACCGUCUACAGUAAGUGCCUCCUCGUCUCAGAUUUGCAGAUUUGCAGUCAGCAGCCAUCACAUCGCAGAAAUGUUUUUCUCUGUGGCUGCCCGACUUUUAAUGGAAGUGGGCUUGUACGUUUUCGCUGUGGUAUCAUUAUUGUACGACUCUCUGAAGUAUUUCUAAUAAAUAAAGUGUGUCUGUGCAGGAAGA
Molecule: messenger RNA, 1120 nt
Organism: Scophthalmus maximus (turbot)
Lineage: Eukaryota; Metazoa; Chordata; Actinopteri; Pleuronectiformes; Scophthalmidae
Gene: scp2b
Product: sterol carrier protein 2b
Exons: 5
Coding region: 135-554 (139 amino acids)
Cellular component (GO): cytosol
Source: RefSeq, a predicted model, not a curated record